GAAAUACUUAAAAUAUCACCGAUAUUUAGAAUUUAGACAAUAUUACUCGCUCUUGGUUUUUAAGAUGUGCUCGAACAUAUAAAACGAUAGUUACAUUAGAAUGAACUUAUGGAAAAUAAAACAUAAUUGAUACCCUCGUUAAAGUAAUUGAUCUUGUUGCAGUUAUCCCACAGAUGCAGAUGAGCUAAUGUUGGCAAAACAGACAGGCCUCUCGAGAAAUCAGGUAUCAAAUUGGUUCAUCAAUGCAAGGGUUAGAUUAUGGAAGCCAAUGGUGGAAGAAAUUCACACUCUUGAAACUAGACUAGCGCAAAAGGAUUCACAAAAGAAGGAACAAAAUGACAAUAAUCAAAGUGAGCAUUCUUCCAUCAGGAACAAUUCCGUUGCCACAACAUGCGAAGAUCAUCAGCUCCCAUCAAAGCGAAUGAGGGAAGAAGAAGAAAACCACAACUCAUUGCAGGGAAGUGAUCAAGAGGUGGCAAUGGACCUGUCAUCAUAUGGAAAUAUGUCACACCACUCUCGGCUGGGUAUUGGCCCGACCACGACCCGUGGCGUCUCAUUGACGUUGGGCCUUCACCAAAACAGCGAGCUUGGUCCAUCGACAGAUUCUUCUUUCCCCGUGAAUGCGGCUCAGCAGUUCGGUCUGGAUAUAGCAAGUACGGAAGGAUUUGUACUGUCUGGUUUAGACAAUAUAGCACAUCUUAAGUUGGAUAUCCAACUUAUCAUUUG
Molecule: messenger RNA, 726 nt
Organism: Cuscuta epithymum
Lineage: Eukaryota; Viridiplantae; Streptophyta; Magnoliopsida; Solanales; Convolvulaceae
Source: the annotation of a GenBank genome assembly